This is a messenger RNA of Xenia sp. Carnegie-2017, 4499 nucleotides long. Its product is annotated as protein NLRC3-like. Gene Ontology annotation, molecular function: protein binding. The record is from RefSeq and is a predicted model, not a curated record. The transcript is spliced from 3 exons. Lineage: Eukaryota; Metazoa; Cnidaria; Anthozoa; Malacalcyonacea; Xeniidae. Bases 1 to 3129 code for a protein of 1042 amino acids.
AUGCAAUGUCCUGCUUUUAAAAAUGGCAACAUUACUCUCAAUGAUAUGUUAAGUGAUUGUGAUGGAUUUUCAGAUAAAGAAUUUCCUAAAAUUUACGACUUCGUAAUCAAGUAUCCUGAAAAAACCGUUCUUGUCUUUGAUGGUCUUGAUGAACUAUCCUUGAAUGAAGAAUGCCUUAAUAUUGAUGUUUCAAUCCUCUAUAAUGCGAAAAUUCCAGCAUUUACAAUAUUAAGUUGGUUUGUAAAACGUAAACUGUUGCUUGGUGUCACUUUUGUUAUAACAUUGCGACCCACAGCUGAAUAUGGAUUUGAUGAACUAAAAUUCGAUCAAACAGUUGAGCUUCGUAGCCUGUGCUACAUCCCUGUCAUCACUUAUAUUGUCUGUUUGACCCUAAAGGAAUGCUUUAUAAAUAAUUAUGACGAUAUUCCAAAGACAAUCACUGAAUUGUACAGCAGAGAAAUUAAAACCUUACUAUCCUUCUCUCAAGAAAAAAAAACGCCGAAAAAUCAUUUGACUAUCCCAUUACCAUCCUCACGAGAUAAGGAUAUAAAAAAAAUAGAAGAAACAGCAAAGAAAGGAAUUGAGGAAGGAAUUUUGAUUUUUGAAGAAGAUAAUAAUACAGAAUUUCAUAAUUUGGCAAACUGUGGUGUUUUCUAUCAGAUACCACAUAAACGACGCUUUUUUUAUUGUUUUCUUCAUUUGACUCUUCAGGAAUUUUUAGCUGCGUGUUAUAUUGUUGACGAUUGGCUAAACCUUGGUAAAUUUUUGGAUGAUCACGUUGCAGAUCCUAAAUGGCAUUUGGUGAUUGAAUUCAUUGCUGGUUUAGUUGGAGAUAUGAAAAAAAGAGGAGAAGUAAAGGAUAUUAACGUUGUUGAACAAAGGUUUACAUUUUGGAUCUCACAUUUCUUUUCCAAUGACGGCAAUAAAGCAAUUGGUUUUCUGGGAGUAAAGUGCUUAUACGAGUUGCAAGACAAAGAUGUCAUGAGGUCAGCAUGUACACAACUAAAUAAGAAUUAUUCUCGAGAAAUGAAGAUUGAAGACGUUUCUUUUACUCCGGUUGAUUCAAAAGCAUUUUUCGAAUUUCUUUCGGAAUGCAAACACAUAAAUGAAGUUUUGUUCUCUUUGUGUGAGUUUAUUGAUAAUCAUAUCUGCCUUGCAAUGAAAGAGUAUUUAACAAACAGGACAGACGACAAAUUACUCUCUUUGCAAUUUGAAUCAUGUGAUUUUAGUCGUUAUUUUUUGAAAUAUCUCAGCGAAACUUUAAAGUGUGGUAACUUUACAUUCACUGCAUCUAACAACUCUAUUAAUCUAGAAAAUGAAAGUGCUAAAUAUCUUAAUGAAGCUUUGAAAUUUAAGAAUUGUAAAAUUGCGGAUUUAUAUAUUGAUGCCAAGGAUUUAGAUGAUGAAGGCGCUAAACAUCUUAGUGAAGCUUUGAAAAGUGAGAAUUGUAUACUUACUGAAUUGUCUCUUAAUGACAGCAAGAUAGGUGAUGAAGGCGCUAAAUAUCUUAGUGAAGCAUUAAAAAGUGAGAAUUGUAUACUUACUGAAUUGUCUCUUAAUGACAGCAAGAUAGGUGAUGAAGGCGCUAAAUAUCUUAGUGAAGCAUUAAAAAGUGAGGAUUGUAAACUUACUGAAUUGUAUCUUAAUGACAACAAGAUAGGUGAUGAAGGCGCUAAAUAUCUUAGUGAAGCAUUAAAAAGUGAGAAUUGUAAACUUACUAAAUUGGAUCUUAAUGACAACAAGAUAGGUGUUAAAGGCGCUAAAUAUCUUAGUGAAGCUUUGAGAAGUGAGAAUUGUAAACUUACUCAACUGCAUAUUUAUAAAAACGAUAUAGGUGGUGAAGGUGCUAAAUAUCUUAGUGAAGCAUUAAAAAGUGAGAAUUGUAAAUUUACUAAAUUGGAUCUUGCAAGUAACCUAAUAGGUAAUGAACGCGCUAAAUAUCUUAGUGAAGCAUUAAAAAGUGAGAAUUGUAAACUUACUGAAUUGGAUCUUAAUGACAACAAGAUAGGUGAUAAAGGCGCUAAAUAUCUUAGUGAAGCUUUGAAAAGUGAAAAUUGUAAACUUACUCAAUUAUAUCUUAAUGACAAUAAGAUAGGUGAUGAAGGCGCUAAAUAUCUUAGUGAAGCAUUAAAAAGUGAGAAUUGUAAACUUACUGAAUUGGAUCUUAAUGACAACAAGAUAGGUGAUGAAGGCGCUAAAUAUCUUUGUGAAGCUUUGAAAAGUGAGAAUUGUAAACUUACUCAGUUGGAUAUUUUUGAAAACGAUAUAGGUGUUAAAGGUGCUAAAUAUCUUAGUGAAGCAUUGAAAAGUGAGAAUUGUAAGUUUACUAAAUUAAAUCUUCCAAGCAACCUAAUAGGUUAUGAACGCGCUAAAUAUCUUAGUGAAGCAUUAAAAAGUGAGAAUUGUAAACUUACUAAAUUGGAUCUUAUUAACAACAAGAUAGGUGAUGAAGGCGCUAAAUAUCUUAGUGAAGCAUUAAAAAGUGAGAAUUGUAAACUUACUCGAUUGCUUAUUUGUGAAAACGAUAUAGGUGAUGAAGGUGGAAAAAAUCUUAGUAAAGCAUUAAAAAGUGAGAAUUGUAAACUUACUGAAUUGGAUCUUGAUAACAAUAAGAUAGGUGAUGAAGGCGCUAAAUAUCUUAGUGAAGCAUUAAAAAGUGAGAAUUGUAAACUUACUAAAUUGGAUCUUAAUAAAAACAAGAUAGGUGAAGAAGGCGCUAAAUAUCUUAGUGAAGCAUUGAAAAGUGAGAAUUGCAAACUUACUCGAUUGGUCAUUUAUGAAAACGCUAUAGGUGAUGAAGGUGCUAAAUAUCUUAGUAAAGCAUUAAAAAGUGAGAAUUGUAAACUUACUCAAUUGGAUCUUGAUAACAAUAAGAUAGGUGAUGAAGGCGCUAAAUAUCUUAGUGAAGCAUUAAAAAGUGAGAAUUGUAAACUUACUCGAUUGCUUAUUUGUGAAAACGAUAUAGGUGAUGAAGGUGGAAAAUAUCUUAGUAAAGCAUUAAAAAGUGAGAAUUGUAAACUUACUCUAUUGUAUCUUGAUAGAAACAAGAUAGGUGAUGAAGGCGCUAAAUAUCUUAGUGAAGCUUUCAAAAGUGAGAAUUGUAAACUUACUCAAUUGGAUCUUUAUUGACAACAAUAAAGGUGAUGAAGGCGCUAAAUUUCUUAUUGAAGCUUUGAAAAUGAAAAUUGUAAACUUACGGAAGUGUACUUUUCUGCUUACAAAAUUAGUAAUCAAGGCACCAAAUAUUUUAGUGAAGCCUUAAAAUGUGAGAACUGUAAACUUACUGAAUACUUAAGAUUGAACACUAACAACGUAGUUUGCAAACGGAAAAGCCUAGUACUUAAGCUUGGCCAACCAUUGUCUAUUAAGAAAAGAUUCGUUUGCAGUGGUGUACUGGGCUCUGACUUGCUUCAAUUUAAGGCCCUUUAGCUUUUUACUAUUAGGGGGGACCAUAAAAAGUAUACCCAAAAUAUUUUGUUAUAAUAUAUUGUCAUAAACAACAAUUUCUGCAGAAUUUAGCUAUCCUAAGCUGUUUUUAACUUUGCAAAAUAAUUCAGUGUUGUAAAAAGAACAGUUAAUCCAUUUCCAAUGACUUCGACACCUCUCAAAAGUACUUUAAAAUGUUAGUUUGUGCAAUGCCCGUUUGCCUGCUUUAAUUUUUAUUUCUCACUAAGGGGGCCUUACAAUGGGCUCAUAUGCUAUAGCGCAUGCAAUUGCUAGUAGAGCAAUCCAUGCGUGAUGCAUAACUGUUAUCGACAUCUACUUUAUGAGUAAUAUAGCCAUGAUUUUCUUUUGUUGCGCAAAUUGUAAGCUUGAUAAAAUGCAAGUUUGUAGCUAUCUUAAUUUUUCAGGAAUGAACUGGAAUAACUUUUCAUCAAAUUUUACCCAGCUGGUUUUUAGCUAUAUAUUUCUACGUAGUUUUUAUAAAAACUUUGCAUAUUUUCAGCUUUCUUAUUCAAGUGAAGUGAACGCAUUUUAUUUUAAAGUUGGCUCGCGCACGCAGUAGCGAAGAGUUUCAUUAAGUUUUCUUGACUAACUAAAAUGACUGAAAAUGAAAAUUUGUUACUUUAAAAUUUCCUCUCAUGCAAAAGCCUAAGUAAAACUCUGAAAAAGCGUCUCCUGGGAAAAAAUUGGCUUUCUUUUGUCACAUAAACUCAAAAAAGACAACAAAAUAGCCUGUAGGUGCGCAAGCCACAUAUAUUUUACUUCGUAUAAUUCCACCUCUAGCUUAAAAGAUUAUAAUUUUUUUAUUUACUAUACAGUAAAUGAAUAAUUUAUGUUCAUUUUGGAACUUUCAUUUCAUGGAAACGUACCUUCAUUUUAAUUCAUUUUGUAAAGUAAAAGUAUUGUUUAAUUUUAAGAUAGACAAUUUUCAUUUGUUUGUUUUGUUACCUUUAUAACAUUUACUGUAAAUAGUAAAAAUUGUUACAAACAAUGAUAGACUGAAAUGAUGUUGUAAAUUUUUAAGUAGCCAAUGAAAUUUAAAUAAUAAACAUAAA